Messenger RNA from Xyrichtys novacula (pearly razorfish), 13546 nucleotides. The record is from the annotation of a GenBank genome assembly. NCBI's taxonomy places the organism in Eukaryota, Metazoa, Chordata, Actinopteri, Labriformes, Labridae.
CACAGCGGAACGGUGGUGCGUAAGGACGGCGGGUCAGCUGACAGCAGCUAUCAGAGGACCAGAAGGAAGGAGCGGAAUUAGCGGGUGUGUGGACUGGGAACCUACCGGAUCCUAACAUCGGCUAUAUCCAAAGCAAAAACCGGGAGCGACAGACCGGUGGCUUUCGUGAGAGAAGAAGGGUAAGCUCAAUAAAGUUCGCAUUGGAGCAUAUUUCGUAUCAAAUUCAUUACAGUCCGUUCACCGUUUUCGAACAGCCGGUGGAACCGUUGCAAUCGGGGUCAAUGCUAACAUUAGCCAUGUUAGCCGCCGCUCGGUUAGCAACCGUCAAGUUAGCAGCGGCAGCCAGUGUGAAAACGGAAAGUGGGCGACUCGUCUCCUUCAAAAUAAAAGUUUUUAGUUUCUAAACUUUUGUUUAAAAUAGUCUGUUGAUAUCGUUGAAUCUUUACUUUAAAUGUUUAUAUUUUAAGUCCAAUUUUGGCUAGAGCUGUAUGAGUUGGCUGUGAACGUCUCCUCAAAUAGUCUGAUAACACUUCGCCGGAAGUCACAUUAAAAGUCCGCACGGGUUGACGCUGGUUUCACCGCCAUCUAACUGCCGUCGAAGCUAAAUUAGCUAGCUAUCCGUCACUCGGUGUAUUCUCCAUCACUUUGAUCCUACCUGAAGGUCAAGGCUCCAUCAUUGCGGUAGCCAAACGCCAAAUAUACCGGCCCAGGCAUCUCAUUCACUCACCGGUAAAGAAACGAAUAAAGAAAGACGACAAAUUCAUGAACGGUUGGAAAUGGCCCGAGCGAGCAGACAUCUUGACUUCGGCCAAUAAAACGAGAGAUUAAACCCGCUCGGGUCUUUAACCGGUUUAUUCGGUCACGACUGUCAGUGUUAACAUGAGGAAAUUAUCUCAGUAAUCCCGUUAAUAUGAUGUGGUUACAUGAGUUCUCUGAGUGUGUUGGAGAUGUCUGGCCUCUGUCUUCCAGGAAUUUCAAGCAUGUCCUUCAUCCCUUCGGUUUCCAGAAGCUUCAUCAUUGAAUGGAAGAAAACCAUGAUUUUAAGGAGGGGGUUGAACAAUAAGCAUUCAUAGCUAACUACCAAACACAUUUAAUGUUUGUAGAUGAUUUUCACUGACCCCACUUUGAAUUUUAAGUAAAGCUUAAAUGCAUCUGGUAGUAAAAUGCAACCCAGUCAGAUGAACAGAUUUGUAACUAGGUACCUGACUGCAUCCUGCUGAUAGCUGGAGGCUGCUAAUCUGGUGUUAAUCUUUCUUCGGAAGGAAACAAGGAAUUGGCUGUGAGGGUGGUGAAGCCGUUUUAGCCUGUAUUGCAGUGAUAUUUAGCAUGUAUUUGUAUGCACAUACUCGCUUCAAAAAUGAGUCACCACCUCGGGGCAGCUGCAGGGUUCAUUCAGUUGGCAGUAGAGUGAUGUGUGCGCGAGAGAAAAGAAGAUACAGAGAAAGCGGAUGUGAGGGACAAGCGGCUCCCUGUACUGAUGGUCACUCUCACAUUUCACUGCUUUCACUUCUCCUUCACCCCCCUCUUUCCUUUCCUUACUUCCUUCCUGCCAUCCUUUGCUCAUUUCUAUCCCCUUUCAGGCGGGGUUUGGUUCCACCAUGGCCAGUUGGGACUGAGAAGCAGCCACAAUGAUUGGAGGAUUGUUCAUCUACAACCACAAGGGGGAGGUCCUCAUCUCCAGGGUCUACCGAGAUGACAUAGGGUAUGUCUCGCAGCGAGAAACCUCUUUUCCACAUUUUAAACUUCAGGGGACUCUAACGUUAGGGUUAGUGUGUGUGAAAAUGUCCUGAUCCCAUGGGGGAUGAACAGAUUGGGACUUAUUCUCAGAGGAUAAGAGAGGAUUAUGUCUCUUUUUCCAGCCAAGUAGUUAACAUUUUUCUGUUUGUUUUUUCUUUUUUUUACCUCCUGUGAUAAAUGGUUUAAAUAUAGUUAAGCUAAAACUACAUCAGGGAAAAUGCCACCAUAGAAGAACAGUAUUAUUUAGAGUGAAAUUGGCAUAGAUUAGCAUGAGCACAAAGACUCUAUGCACAGGUUAAAGACAAGUACAAGUGACAGUAAUGACCUCAUGGAGUUUUCUCAAUGUAAUACAAGGUAAUGGUUCAGUUCACUCAUGCUCAACAAACCACACCCUGUAUUUUAAAGAUUGGGUGCAGCUGUAUGAAAACCCCUUCCAAAUGAUGCAAUUGAGAUCCUGUUUCAAUCUGGACAACCUUUAGUUUUUCGUGCCAGGGUUAAAGCAAAGCCUUUCUGCGAAUGUGACAGAAGACCCUAAAGUGAGGUAUGUAUUUAUCAGCUAGAAAUGCCCAAAGAAGCUUAAAAAGUAUAUAAGAACGAUUUGUUUUGCAGUCUUGAACCCAAAAAAUGCUAAGGGAGAAGAAGGCCAUAAAAAGCUGCUGUAGACACAGGCUUGUUUGUUUGUUUUGAAAUGGAAAUAUCCUGCCUACUGAGAUGCAUGGCUGAGUCAGACUGGGACUGACGGGCAAGAACUUUAGUCCAAUGUUGCAAACCACAUUGUGAAAAAUGUGGGUCAAGUUUUGAUACUCAUCAUGUAUGAGGCUAAAGCCCCCCACAGAAACUCACAUAGAACCACACAGGGUUAUUAUGGGUAUGUUAUGGAGGGGAACUCAGCUCUGUUUUCUCUUUUCUUUUCCUCUUUCUUGUUUACUUGUUUGUUUGUUUGUACUAAUCUAAAUCAUCUGUAAAGUAGGUCUCCAUGCUUACAUCCAAUCGUCACGUUCUGUUUUGUUUACACUUAACCAUCCUUUGUAACCAAGUUGAAGGUAGGCUCUCUCAAAUUAGAGAAAGCACAUGUUAGAAACUAGUUUCCCAGAGUAAGUUGCGCAGGUACACAACAGGACUGAGGGUGGAGUGAUUAUUACACUAUAUCUCUCAGACAGUUUUUUGUUGUAGUUGUAGGAUAAGAGACGCAAAGAAAACAACAAAUAACAGGCAGACAGAGGUAAGUAUGCCAGUGACGUCAUAGAGACAUUUAGUGUUGCAUCACAGCUGACUGUGCUGCAGAGACAGAAUCAGACACUGUUUGAAUUAGAUUACUGUGAGAUCAGGAGGUGUGUUUCAAUGACAGACAAGCUAAUGUCUACACGGAUCUGUUCAAUGUUUUGUCCUGCUUCCAGGCUGCAAUUACUUCUGUCAUUAUAGUGAAUUUAUCAACACUCCUUUUGAUUUUAGUGCACAGUUUUUUUUUUUUCUAUGAAGGAAGGAAAUGAACACAGUGUGUGAGACUCUGACAGUUCUCUUACUAUGCUCAGCAGAAACCAUAAUAUUUACAUGUUGCGUUUACAUAUUUCCCCUUUAUGCUUCGUUACAACAUUUUAGCCUAUUACUCAAUCCCAGUUCCCCUUUCCCGACCAUUUGGCUGUUUUUUUGUGCUGACAUGCAGGUUCCUUGGAUUGAUACAGGAGUAUAGUGGUCAUUGACUCCUCCCAGAGCUUUGUCAGAUACAGCCUUCAACCAGGAACUUAGACAGUGUAGCAUAGGGAUGAGAAUUGAUACGAUUUUAUCGAUAUCGUUGCCAUUAAAGAUUCUGCUUAUCAAUUAACGAUUGUCUUAUCAAUGCCUUUCUUUGAUUUUUUUUUUAAAAAGUAGACUAUAGGUUUUCACUGUUAUCUCAAAAUUUUAUUAAGUCUUUGAUAGCAGAAAAAGAAAAGAAAAUAAUUCAACGACAAACCAUUCAUACAACAUUUACUUGGUCCGUUUUCAGUCAAAUUUAGGUGACCAUACUCUGGAUCUCCAAAAAGAGGACACAGCAUCAUGGGGUUGAGUCGUGCACAAAAUUUUGAGGGUUUUUCUGACUCAUUUAGUCCACGCUACACAAACUCAAAACUCCCAUACAAGACUCGUUGUCGUCUUUCUUAGUAAAAUGAAGCUUUAGAUCGUUUCUGCCUUCUUUUUGUACCAUCCACCAUGUUUUUUCCCUCAAAGUCUCUGUUCUUGUUCACUUAGACUGCCUCUCACAAGACUGUUUUCCAAAGCACCCGGAAGAAAGGAAUCAUUACGGGAAUCAUUAAAAUGAAAUGUAAACAAUGUCGAUGGAUUGAACCAUUGGGAUUGAACCGGUUCUCAACAAGAACUGGUUCUCGAGUCCCAUCUCUAGUGAGGCAUCACUCAUGGGUUCAACUGCUUGAGGAUAAAAGGGGAAAGAUGAUUUGCUAGUAAUCAUGCAAAAACUUCCAUGUAAAUGUAAUGAAGCAUGUGUUCGUACACUUUCAAGUAUCCUAAAAAUGUACUCAGCACCGUUAAAUUAGAACUCAGUGAAAACAGGGAUUCAUGAACAACAAAUGAAUUAUCUUCAUGUCCUGUGCAGUGCUGUGGUAAUACAAAUCUGUAAAUAUAUGUAUCACUGCAGUUAUUCAGUAGUGCUAAAUAUCACAACAGUAAGAGAAGCCAAAGAAACGAGACUGGGGGUCAGUCUGGGACAACCCCAGAAUGAAGGGCAGGGUCCACAGGGGCCUUGUUGACAGCUCUUGUCUCACCGAUCUCAUAUUAACAAAGCUGGAUAAAUAAUAAAUGAAGCUGUUGCAACUUUAAUACAACAAUUCCUGGAGUGAAAGGCGGUGUCAAGCUGCGGACUUCCUCCCUAACAUCCAGUUUCAGUGAUGGCGCCAUUCUACACACCAUGUUACUCACUCUGUCUGUGUACAUGAAGCACGAAAAUGUCUCUUGUGCAUUUUUGUCUCUCUCCUCUCCUUUUACUUCAUCCUUUGUUUCCUCUCUAUCCUCUGUAUCACCAUUUUUCCUCCAUCUGUCCAUCUUGGCCCCCCUGUAGGAAUAGGUAAGAGAUACUCCAGCCUAUCAAAGCAUGACCCCCCACCCCCUUCUCAUGGCCACCACCAACCAACAACCCCCUCUGAAAACCUCCGACUGCAUGCCCAUUGAUUCCACAUCGACUUUCCAGAUACUUCCUCCAAGCAUGAGUCACUUGUCAUGACAUUAGAGUGGUAAAUAAUCCACCGAGCUAAGAUGCCAUAGCCAACCAAUCAAUGCCAAAACAUCCAGCCACGAGAGCCUCAAAGAGAUGCCAGAAAAAAACAGCUCUACUUGUGCUUAAGCAUGUAGUCUGAGCAUGGAGUAUGUUGGUUCAUGAAGUCCUCUAAACUGUUGACUCCACCCUGAUAUUCACAGAAAAAGACGUGAUCUUUGUCAUUGUUCGAGUUAACGUUUAUGGGUAACUUUAUUUUGGAGUAGAGCCACAGACUGUAAUUGAAAUCGGGUGGGAUUGAGGGCAAAUGUGGGGAAAAGAAUCAUUGAUUCAAAGAAAAGAAGACUUAAUGAAUGUGUAUUAGUAUGGUUGAUUUGUAAACUAGAGGAAGAUUUAUGUCAAUAUUUUAGAUGAUUGUUUAGCAGACAGAAUCUCAUUAGUUAUUCAACAAACUGUGCCGACCUUUUCCGGCACUUUUAUGAGAAUGUUUUUAAAGAUUUAAUCAAAUUCAAUCUGAAAGAAAUCUUCAAAAGGUGAAAGCCCAGAUUGAGACUCUUCAGCUGUAUGUAGUUAAAAAGGUUUAGUUUCCAUGUAAUUGUGUUGGUUAUGAUACUGUCGAGAGUUCCCCUCUACCCUAAUUAUCUUUAUUUGCACAACACGUUUUUUUUCUCUUUCCAAAAUGCGCCAACACAAGCUGGAAAAAUGUUUUGGUAAUUGCUGUUUUGGAAAUGGUGGGAUGUUGAGUAAUUUUGAUGUGUGAAGGGUUAUUUGCAGAGCUGGGUCCCAAAUUUCUUCCCAGGACGUCACAGGGGUGGGAAAGUGUGAAAGGAUUUGUCAAUGUAAUGGGAAAUAAAUGUUUCAACACCCAAAAUAAACAUCUCUCCUUCUCUCUCUCUCUUUCCCUCUCUCUCUCUCUCGCUCGCCCUGUCUCCCCCUCUUCUGCCCGUGUUCUCAUUCCAGGCGCAAUGCGGUGGAUGCGUUCCGCGUGAACGUGAUCCACGCCAGGCAGCAGGUGCGAUCCCCGGUGACAAACAUUGCCCGCACCAGCUUUUUCCACGUCAAGCGUUCCAACAUCUGGUUGGCAGCCGUCACCAAGCAGAAUGUCAACGCCGCCAUGGUGUUCGAGUUCCUCUACAAGAUGUGUGACGUCAUGACGGCAUACUUUGGCAAGAUCAGCGAGGAGAACAUCAAGAACAACUUUGUGCUCAUCUACGAGCUGCUGGAUGGUAGGAGACAUAGCUUUUUAUUUCUGGGAGAACUCAGUCUUUGUCAUGAUUGUAAGAUAUUAGCAGUUUGAUGUAGGUAUUUCAAAAUAAUGGACUUUCAAAUAUUUUGUUUAAAAUUGAAAUUUCAGUUAUUUAAAACAUAAUAGUAGGAGGCACUAAUGCUGCAUUCGAGUUACCUCGGAAGUCAGAUGUCGGAGCUGAAAAUGACGUCACACCCGAAUUCCCAGCGUCUCAGUUACCAAGUUGAAAAUAAGCAAAAUCAGAGGUGGAAACAAGAUGGCUACAUUUACAAAAGUUAUUUUAGCGCUUGCCUUGUCCGAAUAUAAUUUUCAACUUGGACUUCUGACUUACAAGGUAACUCGAACGCAGUAUUAGUCAUAUUUGAUGUCAUUUUAUAUGGAAGAACAGGUUAGGUGCUGACUGCUCCUGUAAGUCAAAGCCACAUAUAGCAAAAUCAUAAGCCAAUCUAGCUUUAAGAAGCUAACCUUGGCAUAGGAGCGGUCUGCUGUGAAAUGCAUCUGUACGUCUUUUUUUGUUUAAAUUUCAUUUUUUUUUUGCCUGAAAAGUGCUGUAUAAAUAAAGUUUGAUCUUCAUAACAGCUUUAAAUGUCACACCCAGGUUUAGAGAGUCUAGAGAAAAAUACCCACUUCAUCCUUCCGAUUAAAGAGUUUGUUCCACUUUUUUCUCGUAUUCCCACUUAUCUCAUACCUUAUCUGUUUGUUUUCAUCCAGAAAUCCUGGACUUUGGCUACCCCCAGAACUCAGAGACCGGAGCUCUGAAGACUUUCAUCACCCAGCAGGGCAUUAAGGGACAGGUCAGCCAGUCAAGUUUGCUUUCCACUCCAGAGAUUAGCGGGCUACACUUUAUCAAGAACACCAAGCUAAGAUCCCCAUGACAUUUGGAUUAGAAGAAGGUUUUUAAAAGAUGUUGAUUAAAAUUUAAUGGAGAUUUUGGGGGCUGCAGUUAGAGGGCCUUUCAAAGUGUAUUUAAUUAUUUAUAGACCCUAUGUUGACCUGUGAGGUUAGACUUAAUUUAGCACACCUCUCAGUCGAACUCAUAACCUCAAAGUUGAACUUCUAUGGAUAGAUGAACAUUUUUAUCAGACAAGUUCCAAUGCCUUCAGCGUUGUAAGUAGCAGCUUUCAAAUACUGUAGACCUGCAGUAGCUGACAGUGGGAUUUAAUUAUAUCCACACUGACAGUGAGUGGGAGUGACAUUGGUCGUAUGUUACACAUUAGAGGCAGUGGCUUAUGAAGGAGACUGUUGCAUACUUACAGUCAGACAAGAGCUGACUUCGCCCUCUUUGAGUCCAUGUGUUGUGCAGGAAAGUAAAAAUGCUGGAUUUGCAUUAAGUAAUCAUUGUGACUCAGAUUGCGUGCAAAAAAAAAAAGGAAAAAAAAAACUGUCUAUUACUUAAUUUGCUUAAUCCAGAAAUCAAAGUGUGUGGUUAUGUGGGAUGGACUCCAAAUUGCUUUGGAAUAACAUCCUGUUUUUUCUGCUUCUCUCCUGAAUGUCUCUGCCUCGGUUUGGACUCUUCAAACUUCAGCACCAGGUAAUAAACAGAGAUCCUAUCUGAGGAAAGUAAUUUCAUCCAUCUAUGGAGUUGUGUCAUAUUUAUCAGUCUCCCUGUCCUGUAGCGCUAAUGACCUCCUUUUUCAUAUCUUUCCUUCUAUUGUCAGCCUGUCAGCCUCCUCUCUUUGUCCAAAGUGAUACAGUUUCUCCCCCUGUCCCACAGACAAAAGAGGAGCAGUCUCAGAUCACCAGCCAGGUGACGGGGCAGAUCGGCUGGCGUCGCGAGGGCAUCAAGUAUCGCCGCAAUGAGCUUUUCCUGGAUGUACUGGAGAGCGUUAACCUGCUCAUGUCGCCGCAAGGUCUGUGCGAAUAUUUUUCCAGAUAGACAGGGAAAAACUAAGUGAUUCAAAUCAGAUGGCUUGUCCCACUUUUUCUGACAUUUCUGCAUGUUUACAUGUGUGUUCCAUGCCUUAAAGUCCCCGUGCAAUCAUUUAUUUUUUUUACUACUUAAAGUGUUCUCAGUGAUCUUCAAAUUGUGAUUCGUUCUUAGCCAAAAUCAUGUUACCUGUGUCAUUCUUAAAGGCUCUCUUCUGCAGAGCUUCAGUAGCUCAUUAGCAAUUUACCUCUGAGUUGUGGGUGGAGACAGCACUGCUCUGCACACUCAUCUUCACGUUAGCUUGCAGCCUAACAUUGCCAGUGUAGUAGAAUUGGCAGGUAACAUAGGAACUAUUCAGCUCUCAGACACUAAUGUCUUUAGGGACACAAUGAAAGCUAAUAUCAUAAUUAGCUUUUUUAGGAGCAUUACAAUCCGCUAGUGCAGUGGUUCUCAAGUCCAGUCCUCGAGGCUCACUGUCCUGCAUGUUUUAGAUAUUUCCCUGCUCCAACACACCUGAUUCAAAUGAUUAGCUCGUUAGUAAGCCAUUACAGAGCUUGAUAACGAGCUAAACAUUUGAAUCAGGUGUGUUGGAGCAGGGAAACAUCCAAAACAUGCAGGACAGUGGGCCUCGAGGACUAGACUUGAGAACCACUGCGCUAGCGCACACGCUUGCUCUGCGAUUGUCUCCUCUAUUUCUCUGAGUCUGGCCUACAUAGCUGGGCUCUGGGGGCGGAGCUUGGAUUUGUGAUGUAGGAAAUCUCACUGAAUCUGAGCCUGCUGUUUGAGUCUGCCAGAGAUUCACAGUGAUUUGAAUGCAGAAAUACUCAGUACUCAAUUUUGCACUUAUUUCUCUCAUGAUUUGUCCUGUAGCAUCAGAAAAAUACCAUAUGAACAUGUAAAAAACAAGAAAAACAUAAUUUUCAUCGGAGUAGGUCUUUGAGAAUUGACGAAUCAGGUCUGCUGACUGGUCCACUGGUUAGUUUGAAGACUCAAGAAAAUCUCUCUUUGGUCCUCCACAGGCCAGGUCCUCAGUGCCCACGUGUCAGGCCGAGUCGUAAUGAAGAGCUACCUGAGUGGGAUGCCCGAGUGCAAGUUCGGCAUGAACGACAAGAUCGUCAUCGACAAGCAGGGCAAAGGAGGAGCAUCUGAUGAUGCAGGGAAGAGGUGAGUGACAGGAGGAGAGUCAGCAGACCACAAACUGAUGCUCUUAGGUCUAGUGUAUUUAAACACAGGCGUCUGGAUGUUAAGAUAGUUUGCUUUUAAUUUUUUGAAUGGUGAAUGUUACUUUUUAUUUGAUUUCCAUUCUGGAAAACCCUGACAAGGACGUAGUUCUAUUCUGAAGACCACCUUGUCUGUUAGCCCCGUGUCUGUGUUAUGAGUGUUGUCUUGCUGUUUACAACAAGACAGCCUUUACAAUUUCUUUUAUUUUUCUUUCCUUUGGAUGCAUCUCUCCUUUCUUUCCCUCUCUUUCUUUUUCUAUGUGCCGUACCUCAGUGAUUUAGGGGGAGGAAGGUACUGUACUGACAAGAGUCCUCACCUUUUUGCCAUAUCAACGCACACAGACACACAAACACAGACACAUACUAAAAAGAAAAUACGCACCGAACAUCACACCUGUCUUGUCAGAGCCUUUUAAUCACAUUAAGAAUCCGUACAUCUCAUGCACUUUGGCUCCCAAACACACACACAUACACGACACAAAUCAAACACGCCUGUUAAUUCUUGAGUGUUCUGCCCGGUGUUGUUUCCCUCUUUGUGUUUUGGUUUGGUCCGUUUCCUCACGCCUUCCUGCUUGACGUUUAACUUCAGUUUGACCCAAACACCUAACAGGGUUGUGAUUGUUUUUUUGUUUGUUUCUUUCACGUAGUCUCAUUUUUAUAUUUUAGUUUGUUUGUCUUGGCAGUUGUGUCUUUAUUGUGUAUUCACGCAUUUGUUUUUGUUUUUCGAAUAUAGACAUUAUCUUAGGGGGAGUAGUAGUUAUCUCUAUUUCCAUGUUCAGUUUUCUGUGUUGCAGUAAAGUCUUACUAAUAGUCUCUCUCUGUGGUCUGUGUUUCUGAUGUUUUGUUUCUCCUGGCAGUGGGAAGCAGUCCAUAGCCAUCGAUGACUGCACUUUCCACCAGUGCGUGCGCCUCAGUAAGUUUGACUCAGAGCGUAGCAUCAGCUUCAUCCCCCCUGAUGGAGAGUAUGAGCUCAUGAGGUCAGUAGAUGGAGUUUUAAAACCUUUAUUUUGAAAAUAAACAUUUUGACAACAAACGUUUGGUGAGGCAAACUGUUAAAUGCAUGCUACCUUGUUUUUUAUUGAUGAUCCAUUCUAGCUUUAGGUGAUCUUUUAACUGCAGGAGUGUUCACUGUGUAAAAAUGCUUUCUGGAGAGAUUUAACCCCGCCUCCUUCUUCCUGCAGGUACCGCACCACUAAAGACAUCAUCCUGCCAUUCCGAGUCAUCCCUCUGGUCAGGGAGGUUGGUCGUACUAAACUGGAAGUUAAAGUGGUCAUCAAGUCAAACUUCAAACCCUCACUGCUGGCCCAAAAGAUCGAGGUCAGUUCUUACCUGUGAAGAUGAUAAUACCGUAUUUUUCAGGCCAUAAGGCGUAGUAUGAAUUGACGUGUCUAUGUUCACACAUAAGGCGCAUUAAGCAAAACAACACAGUCCGGUUAAUCAAACUAUUUAACUCGGUUGUAACAACAAAUACCGGUACGGAAAAAUACACUCAUUAUUGAUUCAUUCCUUUUCCACAAGUCCAUCGAAUUCUUAACCUUCAGUGUCUGAGUUAAACAAUCGUGAGGUUUUGGCAUCAAGCAUGCUCAGAUCCCUCUCGUCAUUGUCCAAGUCAGUCUCGUUGCUGUUACCGGUACGUGGCUGUUCAGUGAUGAUUCCAGCUUUUGUGAAAGCUCGGACGACAGUGGCGUCACAGCGUACCGUAAUGCUCCGAAUAUCCAUUGAGCGGAGCAGCUUCGUUGCUUUCCGAAGUCAUACUUACAUACAUACUUGCACAUUUCAGCAGAUUUUUGAGCGCAUUGUACCACAUAAAAUCGGUCAAUAAGCACAAGUAAUCACACAUAAGGUGUGCUCAAUACAUUUAAUGUUGAGCAGAUAUCUUUGUGUAUAAUAUGUAGGUAUUUAUACAGAUCUUAGUAAUUUAUACAAAUAGAUUUUUUUUUUAAUCUCUUAUUUAUAUAUUAUUAUAUAAGGAAGAGGCAGGACUAGAUAAGCUUUUUGCUUCAUUCUGUUCCUUCUCAAACUGUUUAUUUUGACAAACAUAUGUUGUGUAAAUUCAUCUUUCACAUGUACAGUUGUUUGGUGUACAUAUGUAUUAUUUUGUUUAGUGUUUUUGUUUCUAGUUGUUUUUUUGUUGUUGUUCUUAAAGUUUGAGAUAAAUAAAGAAGAAAGAAAGAAAAGGUGUGCUGGAUUAUAAGGCGCACUGUCAAUUUUUGAGAAAAUUUAAGGAUUUUUAGUGCGCCUUGUAGUCUGAAAAAUACGGUAAAUGAAAGCAGUUAAGACAAACAUUCUCCACAAAUCAAAGCUCUCCCAUUCUCAAAUGUCAAUAAGUGUAUUUUGUUUUUCUUAUCUUCAUUAUCUCCUCCUCAGGUGCGUAUCCCAACGCCCCUCAACACCAGCGGCGUGCAGGUGAUUUGUAUGAAGGGAAAAGCAAAGUACAAGGCCAGUGAGAACGCCAUUGUGUGGAAGUGAGUAGUCGCUCUGCCUUUUUAUUCACAGCACACAACCAAACUUUAUGUCCUGUGUUUCAGGUUAAUGAUCAACUGCUUCUCUUCGGUGUCUUUGUUUGUUUAACCUUAGGCUUCUUCUCUUUUCCAAACCCCUACAUGAAUUUACAUGAAUUGAUAGGCAUGUGGGUUUGAAAAUAACCUGAUUUGAUUAUGAGCUUCACUGUUUGUUUCUGUGUGCAGGAUCAAGCGCAUGGCGGGAAUGAAGGAGUCACAGAUCAGCGCUGAGAUCGAGCUGCUGCCGACCAACGAUAAGAAGAAAUGGGCCAGGCCUCCCAUUUCUAUGAACUUUGAGGUGAGACCAAAUUUCAGUUCAGCAUCAAUCAAACUUGCACAAAAACUUUUUUCUCAAAUUUAGAUCCGCUUCACUUCCUGAUUAAAUUGAAAUACUGUGUUUGCCAACGAUGACUGCACUGGCAGGCAAACAAAUGGAUUAAAAACGAUCCCUGUUUCAGUCAUGCAAAUCACAGCCUGUCUUCCUCAUACACUUCCUGCUCAACCUGGUGUUGAACCUACAUUUCCCAGCAUGCCCCGACUUGCACUAACCUCCUCCGGUCUCUGCAGGUUCCUUUUGCUCCCUCUGGUCUGAAAGUGCGCUACUUGAAGGUGUUUGAGUCCAAGCUCAACUACAGUGACCACGACGUCAUCAAAUGGGUGCGCUACAUCGGCCGCUCCGGCAUCUACGAGACCCGCUGCUAAAGUUCAACCCCCCUCCCCCCAAUGCAAGGCAGCGAACUGACCACUUUUACCCCUUCAUCUAUCUUGUUAAGAUUUUUUUCCCUCUGCCCUCUUCCUACUUUGUCUCUCUCUCUCUCUCCCUUCCUUUCGAUCCUUAUAGCUUCUCUUAUACACCCCCCAUUCCCUCCACCUCCACCCUCACCCAUCCUAACUAGGUGUUGGAGAUUGAAUUUUCAUCGUUAAAAAAAAAUUACAAAAAAGUAUGAUAUAAUGCACAGAUAUAUGCAAAAUGUGAACCAUUGUAUCGUAUAUAUCUCGUAGUGAUGAGUAAACCUGUAAACCAACUGGCGUCCGAGAGAAAAAAAACGACUAGUGAUGGAGGUGGGGACCAGGGGGAGAGGACUGGAGUAGAUCUUUUUAACGGACGCCUUGUCGUGUUAUUCAGUGUUAUCGUUUCACUAUCUAUCCUCCGGUUACUUUAGAAGCUCCACAAAGUCCUUGAGUUUAUCCCCCGGUGAGACGAUUUGUAGCUGUUGUGGUUAAAAUGAAUACUGACGUAGUUCCUGUGUAUGAGCUUUUGUCUCGGUAGAGUCUACCCUUUCAAACUUAAGAUGAAAUGUCUGAUUCUGUAUCGUGGAAACCCGAUUGAUAUUUGAUCUGUGUUCGUGGGAGCGGUUAUUUGGAUCAAAAGUGUCAUUUCAACGUCUGGCAAUGCUGUUAGCAAACAGAAGGAAUUCAUAGUGAGCGAGCUGUUUUUGUACUUCUCAUAGAGUUUACCAUUUCUUUCCCUCACUCUUUUUUUUUUCUAUUAUAGGUGAAGUCAAAACAGGUUAAUCAUUCCAGACAGUUUUUUAAGGUCUGACCGUCAUCCCCCUUAAGUUCGUAUAUGACCUUAUAUUUCCUUUCAAAAGCACUAAGAUCAACUCUGUCGCACUACUCUGAUUGAGAAGCUUUGGGAAACUCUGGCAGUGGGAGUGUGUUUGCAGCAAGGUGAAGUCUCCCCCUGGUGUUCGCCUCGUCACUGUCUGCUUCUUAAUGUUUGUAGCCCUGGUGACCGUUCUGUCCAAUAAAAUCUGACUAUGUAACCAACUA